Messenger RNA from Teleopsis dalmanni, 8830 nucleotides. It is a transcript of the gene Itpr, whose product is annotated as inositol 1,4,5-trisphosphate receptor. The coding region runs from base 206 to 8551 and encodes 2781 amino acids. Gene Ontology annotation, molecular function: inositol 1,4,5-trisphosphate-gated calcium channel activity; inositol 1,4,5 trisphosphate binding. NCBI's taxonomy places the organism in Eukaryota, Metazoa, Arthropoda, Insecta, Diptera, Diopsidae. The transcript is spliced from 27 exons. Gene Ontology annotation, cellular component: endoplasmic reticulum; membrane. The record is from RefSeq and is a predicted model, not a curated record. Gene Ontology annotation, biological process: calcium ion transmembrane transport.
AUAGGUUAUAACAUCUAAUAAAAAAAUUACUAAGCAGUUGUAGUCAUUACAUUCAUUAGACUCUGACUUAAUUGCUCUACAGUAGCAAGCGAAUGUGCGCGACAAACCUUAACGUAGUCAGACGUCUAUUAACGUAUAAUUAACCAAUCACCACCCUAACCAACAUAAUCAAUAGGGUUUUUAUAAAAAACAAAAACCUCACGCAAUGGGCGACAACAUUAUUGGUUCCGCCAGCUUUCUGCAUUUGGGCGAUAUUGUAUCGCUAUAUGCAGAGGGUAGUGUUUGUGGCUUUCUAAGUACGCUCGGCUUAGUGGAUGAUCGUACUGUGGUAUGUCCAGAGGCAGGAGAUUUGAACUAUCCACCAAAAAAAUUUAGAGAUUGUCUUAUUAAAGUAUGCCCAAUGAAUCGAUAUUCCGCACAAAAGCAGUUUUGGAAAGCUGCUAAACAAUCUACCAAUUCAAAUACGGAUACAAAUUUGCUGAAAAGAUUACAUCAUGCCGCUGAAAUAGAAAAGAAGCAAAAUGAAACUGAAAAUAAAAAGCUGCUUGGCUCUUCAAUACAAUAUGGCAGCGUAGUUCAAUUGUUGCAUCUUAAAUCUAAUAAAUACCUAACGGUAAAUAAGCGUUUACCCUCUCUACUCGAAAAGAAUGCAAUGCGUGUUUACUUGGAUGCGAAUGGAAAUGAAGGUUCAUGGUUCUAUAUAAUGCCCUUUUAUAAGCUGCGUUCUAUAGGAGAUAAUGUUGUGGUCGGUGAUAAAGUUAUUUUGAAUCCAGUAAAUGCUGAUCAACAAAAUUUGCAUGUUGCUGCGAAUUAUGAGCUCCCCGAUAAUCCUGGCUGUAAAGAAGUCAAUGUUUUAAAUUCAUCAACAUCUUGGAAAAUUACUUUAUUUAUGGAGCAUAAAGAAAAUCAAGAACAUAUACUUAAGGGUGGUGAUGUAGUGCGACUAUUUCAUGCAGAACAAGAAAAGUUUCUUACUAUGGAUGAGUAUAAAAAACAACAGCAUGUUUUUCUGAGAACUACUGGACGCACAAGUGCUACUGCAGCAACUAGUAGCAAAGCAUUAUGGGAAAUUGAGGUGGUACAGCACGAUUCUUGUCGUGGCGGUGCAGGGCACUGGAAUUCUUUGUACCGUUUCAAACAUUUAGCAACAGGUUAUUAUUUAGCAGCCGAGCUGGACUCGAGUGAAUCUUUAAUGUCCAUAAAUGAUGUAGCAUUUAAUACUGAUAUGUCCAAAGACGUUUUUGCAAAUGCUAGUGAAAAAAUUAAAAAUGAACAAUAUCGGCUUGUUUCGGUACCAUUUUCUACAGAUAUUGCAUCAGUGUUUGAAUUAGAUCCUACAACUAUGGCUCGUGCAGAUAGCCUUGUACCACAAUCUAGUUAUGUGCGACUUCGCCAUUUAUGCUCAAAUACUUGGGUUCAUGCUACUUCCAUACCAAUUGAUAUUGACGAUGAUAAACCAGUGAUGUCAAAGGUUUGCUGUUCAACCAUUAAGGAAGACAAAGAAGCCUUUGCUCUUAUACCUGUUUCACCUGUUGAAGUACGCGAUUUAGAUUUCGCCAAUGAUGCUUGUAAAGUGUUAGCAACAGACACUGUUAAGCUAGACAAUGGCAUGUUGUCAUUGAACGAAAGGAGAUCCUUAAUAGCUUUAUUGCAGGAUAUUGUUUACUUUAUUGCUGGCAUGGAAAACGAACAGAAUAAGACUAAAGCUUUAGAAUUAACAAUAAAAAAUCCGAUACGCGAUCGGCAAAAACUUUUACGCGAACAAUACAUUUUAAAACAACUUUUUAAAAUUUUGCAAGGACCUUUUCAAGAAAAUGCAGGUGGUGAGGGACCAUUUCUGCGUCUCGAUGAGCUUAGUGAUCCAAAAAAUAGCCCUUACAAAACUAUAUUCCGUUUAUGUUAUCGUAUUUUAAGACUUUCACAGCAAGAUUAUCGUAAAAAUCAGGAAUACAUAGCAAAACAUUUUGGUCUUAUGCAAAAACAAAUUGGAUAUGAUAUAUUGGCUGAAGAUACUAUUACAGCGCUUCUGCAUAAUAAUCGCAAAUUACUUGAAAAACAUAUAACAGCAGCUGAAAUAGAGACAUUCGUUGGUUUGGUUAGAAAGAAUAUGAGCAAUUGGGAUUCUCGGUUUUUAGAUUAUCUUUCUGAUUUGUGUGUCUCCAACCGUAAGGCUAUUGCAGUAACACAGGAACUAAUUUGCAAAAGCGUUUUAAGCGCUAAAAAUUCAGAUAUACUAAUUGAUACCAAAAUAAAAAACGUUAAACUUUUAUCAAAUAAUUUUAAAAAUGAAGAACAGUUUUUAUCAACUCUUUCGGAAGUUGGCGAUGAUGAUGAGAAGCUAGAUUUAAUAUCAACUGUUACUACCUCAACAUGGGAUAGCAAUAGUAUGGACGGAGUAAAAGAAAAAUAUGAAAUUCAUUUGCAGUGGAAAGGACAACAAAGUUCUCGCUCCAUGGAAGAUUUAGCAAGUUGUGUUGUGCAAGACAAAGAAGAAGAAGCUGCUAUAUUAAAUUAUUAUCGCCAUCAAUUAAAUUUGUUCUCGAAUAUGUGUUUAAAUCGUCAAUAUUUAGCGCUUAAUAAUUUAUCCCCACAUUUAGAUAUUGAUUUAAUACUGAAAUGUAUGUCUGACGAAACAAUGCCAUAUGAAUUGAGGGCUUCGUUUUGUCGACUUAUGUUACACUUACAUGUUGAUCGUGAUCCACAAGAGCCAGUAACACCUGUAAAAUAUGCUAGAUUAUGGAGUGAAAUACCAUCAAAAAUGUCUAUUUUAGACUAUGAUGGUAAGAAGCAACAGCCCGAUUUUAAUAAAGAAGCUGUGCGUGCUAAAUUUAAUACAACAAUCGCUUUCGUUGAAAAUUAUUUGUGCAAUGUUGCAACAAAAGUUUGGUUGUUUACUGAUCAGGAACAAAAUAAGUUGACGUUUGAGGUUGUGAAGUUGGCACGAGAUUUAAUUUAUUUUGGUUUCUACAGCUUUAGUGAUUUGUUGCGUUUAACUAAAACUCUACUUUGCAUAUUGGAUUGUGUUUCUGAUACUGGUGUUGAUAAUUCGACUGGUGGUCGAUACGUUAGCCCUGAAAUUGACUCUGCGGAUGAAGAGGAAGAGGCUGAGGGUGGAGUUUUACGUUCAAUUGGUGACAUAAAUACGGUAAUGACUUCCUUAGCGCUUGGUUCAGUCGGCACGGCAAUGGUAGCUCCAAAUUCCAUCUCUUUGCAACAGCGGAAAUCAGUUUCUCAACUAAUGAAAGAAUAUCCUCUCGUUAUGGACACAAAAUUAAAAAUUAUAGAAAUUCUACAAUUCAUUCUUGAUGUACGUUUGGAUUAUAGAAUAAGUUGCCUCCUAUCGAUAUUUAAACGUGAGUUUGAUGAAACUGAGACUGGCGGUACACAUGCUGAUCCAACAGCUGCAGCAGCUGCAUUAAGUGUACGCCAAAAAAAUAUCGAUUUAGAGUCAAUUGGCAUGCAAGCGGAGGGUAUAUUUGACUGUGAAAAAGGAGAUGCAAUUAAUCUCGACCUAGACGGGCAGGGAGGUCGAACUUUUCUGCGCGUACUCUUGCAUCUCAUAAUGCAUGAUUAUCCUCCGCUUGUUUCUGGUGCAUUGCACUUAUUAUUUCGACAUUUCAGUCAACGUCAGGAAGUAUUACAAGCGUUCAGACAGGUACAACUACUUGUGUCCGAUAGCGAUGUGGAAUCGUACAAACAAAUCAAAUUUGAUUUGGAUAUAUUACGGCAAAGUGUGGAAAAAUCGGAAUUGUGGGUGUAUAAAUCGAAAACGACAGAUGAAAUGACAACAACUGAAGCCACAAUUGAUUCAACCACUCUCAACAAUGAAUAUAGAGCUUCACUUUCAGAGGAGCAACUCAAUGAGUAUAAAAAGGUUAAAGAGAUACUAAUGCGCAUGAAUAAAUUUUGCAUUACCACAGAUGCAACAGGUGCUGUUGUCAAGCCACGUAAACACGAACAGCGUCUUUUGCGCAAUGUUGGUGUUCAUACCGUCGUUUUGGAUUUGUUGCAAAAUCCGUAUGAUGAAAAAGAUGAUGUACUUAUGAAAGAACUUAUGUGUUUGGCACAUGAGUUUUUACAAAACUUUUGUCUUGGAAACCAACAAAAUCAAGUACUGCUGCACAAUCAUUUGGAUUUAUUUUUGAAUCCUGGCAUAUUGGAAGCAAAAACGGUUUGUGCAAUUUUUAAAGACAAUCUUACACUCUGCAAUGAAGUGACGGAUAAAGUUGUGCAACACUUUGUGCAUUGCAUAGAAAUCCAUGGACGUCAUGUUGUGUAUUUGCAAUUUUUACAAACAAUUGUUAAAGCUGAAAAUCAAUUUAUAAGAAAAUGUCAGGAUAUGGUUAUGCAGGAGCUGAUAAAUGCUGGCGAAGAUGUUUUAGUUUUUUACAAUGACAAGACAUCCUUUAAUCAGUUUGUUGUGAUGAUGCAAAAUUAUCCUACACCUCUGCCUGAUGACAGCCCAUUACGCUAUCAUGUAGAACUCGUCAAACUUUUAGCUUGUUGCACCAUGGGAAAAAAUGUAUAUACGGAAAUUAAAUGUAAUAAUUUAUUAUCACUUGAUGAUAUUGUUACCAUUAUUUGCAAUCCGGGUUGCAUAUCAGAGGUAAAAGAAGCAUAUGUAGACUUUUUGAAUCACUGUUAUAUCGAUACUGAGGUUGAAAUGAAAGAAAUUUAUUCCUCAAGCCAUAUGUGGAACUUAUUUGAAAAAUCUUUUCUUGUAGAUAUUAAUCAGUUAAUUGCGACAGGUGCAAUUGCAGAUAAGAUUUUGCUUAAUUAUGUGCUUAAUGUAGUCACGAAUGUGUUAAGUACAUUCUUUUCUAGUCCCUUUUCGGAUCAAAGCACGAUUGUGCAAGCACGACAAAUGAUUUUUGUGCAAUUAUUGCAAGCCACGUAUCGUUUAUCUCAGUGCAAAUGGUUGUCACUGGCUGAUCGUUUUAAUGUCGAAAAUUGUAUUCGUACGUUGGCCGAAUCGGCGAAAAUGCGUAGCAUUGCAAUACCGAUCGACUUAGAGCAACAAGUGGUUACUAUGUCUAGCAAAACAGCAUUACUGACACGUCAAACCACAAAAUGGCUAUUAGCGUCGAAACAACCAAAAUACGAAACACAGCUUUCGGCGAAUUUAAUGCGAUUAGAUCGUUCUAUAAUAGAAGGUUUACAAGAUAUUGUAUCACUAUUAGAGGAUCAGCUUAAACCAGUUGUAGAAGCGGAAUUGUCUUUACUGGUAGAUAUACUCUAUCGGUCGGAAUUACUAUUUCCAGCAGGUACAGAGGCUCGAAAGCGAUGUGAAAGUGGCGGUUUUAUACGAAAAUUGAUUAAGCAUACAGAAAAGCUACUCGAAGAAAAGGAGGAAAAAUUAUGUGUGAAGGUGUUGCGUACACUGAGAGAAAUGAUGGCAAUUGAUGUCAAUUAUGGAGAGAAAGGUGACGGGUUAAGAAAUACAUUGCUUAUGCGAUAUUUUGAUCAAAAGAGUAAUAAUGGUGUAAAAGCUUUAGAAGCUGGCAAGAUAGAUUUAAACAACGCUAGUUCAGUUGAUCAACAAAAACGUAUACACUUAGUUACUCACGGACCAGGAGCAAAGUACUUACAACGAGCGGGCAAAACCCUACACGAAGUACAAAAUCACUUAGACCGAGAAGGCGCAUCUGAUUUAGUUGUCGAACUUGUUAUUAAAUCUGUACACUCACCUUCAAUAUUCGUUGAAGCUGUGGAAUUGGGAAUUGCGUUACUAGAAGGUGGUAAUCCUAUGAUACAGAAGGGAAUGUACCAAAAGUUCUUGAGUGGAGAUUUUAAUCAAGCUUUUUACAAAGUUUUUUUCGAAAAAAUGAAGGAUGCGCAACAAGAAAUUAAAUCGACUGUUACUGUAAAUACAUCUGAUAUAGCCGCGAAAGCACAUGAAAAUAAACAAGAUGCAAAUCUAGAACUGGAUAAAAUAUCAAGAAAACACGGUGUAAAGAGUAACGGUGUUGUUAUUACUGAUGAACUCAAGAAAGAAUUACACAACGCUGGUUUAGCUACAGCUCGAGCUUUUGGUAAUGCACGAAAUUUACAUAAUGGAGAUGAGAAUUCAACAAUUAAUAUUAAUAGUCCUUUGGAAGACAUACUUGCUGAAAAGUUAGAAAAACACAAAGAUAACAAAGAGGAUCGUAAUAAACUGUCAAACAAAGUGUUAGUAAUGCAACCAAUUCUGCGUUUUUUACAACUGCUCUGUGAAAAUCACAAUCCUGAUCUCCAAAAUUUACUUCGUAAUCAAAAUAAUAAAACUAACUAUAAUUUGGUUUCAGAAACAUUGAUGUUUCUUGACUGUAUUUGCGGUUCUACGACAGGUGGACUUGGUUUACUUGGCUUAUAUAUUAAUGAGAAUAAUGUUGCUCUCAUCAAUCAAACUCUUGAGACUUUAACUGAGUAUUGUCAAGGUCCAUGUCAUGAAAAUCAAAACUGUAUAGCUACUCAUGAAUCGAAUGGCUUGGAUAUCAUAACAGCUUUGAUAUUAAAUAAUAUUAAUCCGCUUGGUGAAAAUCGUAUGGAUUUGGUGUUAGAACUAAAAAACAAUGCAUCCAAAUUACUUUUGGCUAUAAUGGAAAGUCGUGGUGACAGCGAAAACGCUGAGAGGAUUCUUUAUAACAUGAAUCCAAAACAAUUAAUUGAAGUGGCAUGUAAGGCUUAUCAUCAGGAAGAAAUGAUCGAUGAAACUGAUGAACAAGAAGAAGCCGAAGCGGAUACUGAGGAUGACGAUGUUUCAGUCAGUCCACGUGAAGUUGGGCAUAACAUUUAUAUACUUUGCCAUCAAUUAGCACAACAUAAUAAAGAAUUGGCAUCUUUAUUGAAGGCACCUGAGGAUCCGCAAUCUUCAAGUUUUGAUACUAAAAUGAGUCAAGCGUUGAUGUAUUACGCAACACACACUGCUCAAAUUGAAAUUGUGCGUAAUGACCGUACGCUUGAACAAAUUGUAUUUCCAAUACCAGAAAUUUGUGAAUAUCUUACCACAGACACGAAAAACAAAAUUUUAAACACAGCUGAGCGAGAUGAUCAAGGUUCAAAAGUGGCCGAUUUCUUUGAUAAAGCAGAAGAAAUGUUCAAUGAAAUGAAGUGGCAAAAAAAAUUGCGAGGACAACCAUUUCUGUUCUGGGUCAGUAGCUAUAUGUCUUUGUGGAGCAACAUUUUAUUCAAUUGUGUAGUUGUAAUAAACUUAAUAGUAGCAUUUUUCUACCCAUUCGACCACACAUUGCCUGAACUGAGCCAACAUAUUUCACUACUUUUUUGGACUAUACUAAUAUUUUCGUUGGCUAUUGUGGUUACGCUGCCACGAGAAUCAGGAAUACGCACGUUGAUAGGUUCUAUAAUUUUACGCUCCAUAUUUCUGAUUGGGCCUGAAUCGACUUUAAUGCUUUUGGGCGUGGUAACAGUUACACUGAAAAGCGUGCAUAUUGUCAGUAUUAUGGGCAACAAGGGAACAUUGGAGAAAAACUUUUUUAAAAUUAUUUCGGACUUUCAAUUAUUAUAUCACUGUAUAUAUAUAUUCUUUUGUUUCUGUGGCUUGAUUUUUCAUCCAUUUUUUUAUUCUUUGUUGUUAUUUGAUGUUGUAUAUCGUGAAGAAACGCUGGUAAAUGUUAUUAGAUCCGUGACUCGUAAUGGACGAUCUAUUGUGCUCACUGCUGUCUUAGCUUUAAUACUAGUUUAUCUCUUUUCUAUAAUCGGUUACAUGUUCUUUAAAGAUGAUUUCUUGGUCCCUGUGGAUGUAGAAAGUGAAGUAACUGUAUCGGUGGCGUCUGCGCCUAUUGUUAGUCAAACAUGUUCAAGUCCUGAUGAAAUUUCAAAAACCAAAGCUGAUUUAACAAGUGGUAGUGGAGGAGGCAGCACUGAUGCUAAAGAACGUGCCUGUGACUCUCUGGUGAUGUGUAUUGUAACUACACUUAAUCAAGGGCUAAGAAAUGGAGGUGGUAUAGGCGAUAUAUUACGUGCACCAUCAAGCAAAGAGGGACUUUUCGCUGCAAGAGUCAUAUAUGAUUUAUUAUUCUUCUUCAUUGUCAUUAUUAUUGUUUUAAACUUGAUUUUUGGUGUUAUAAUCGACACAUUUGCUGAUUUAAGAAGCGAGAAGCAACAGAAGGAAUUAAUACUUAAAAAUACGUGUUUUAUAUGUGGAUUAAAUCGUUCAGCGUUUGAUAAUAAAACCGUUAGCUUUGAAGAACACAUUAAAAGCGAACAUAAUAUGUGGCAUUAUUUGUACUUUAUUGUUUUAGUUAAAGUGAAAGAUCCAACUGAGUUUACUGGUCCUGAAAGUUAUGUUUAUGCAAUGGUUAAGGCUGGCAUUCUUGAUUGGUUUCCACGUUUACGUGCCAUGUCUUUAGCAGCUGUUGAUGCUGAUGGUGAACAAAUUGAGUUACGUAGUAUGCAAGCACAAUUGUUAGAAACACAAUUGCUUAUUACAAAUUUAUCACAACAAUUGCAUGAAUUAAAAGAUCACAUGACAGAGCAACGUAAACAAAAGCAACGUUUAGGUUUGUUAAAUACAAAUCCAAGCAAUUUUUUAGCGAAUUAUCAAUAUCAGUGAAUUAAAUUUAAGUAAAUAAGAUAACUGUGUAAAAUGUAUAGUUUCGUGAGAGACGCUAAAAUGUUCCCGAAGCAAUUUCAAGGGAAUACCAACAGUGAGUUUAAAAAGUUUCCUGAAUUGGUUACAAAACAAUUAAAGCAAAGCAAUUUAUUAAAAAAAUUUCCAUAUAAUUGUUAAGACUUAAAAAUAUAUUUUAUAUAAAUCAAUUAGAUAUAUUAUAUGUUUAUUUAAUUUAGUAAUUAUGCAUCUUUAAUAUUUAAAACAAAUUAUUUUAAAUGC